AGUUUAUCGCAACGACAGCCCUACGGAUACACUCUACACUCGUCGUGCGACCAACCGCCAAGGCUCGUGCAAAGACGCACGACAUUUGAUUUGAUAUUGCUGCAACAUGACCGCCAACCGGGCCCUCAUCGUCGCCCUCUCAGGCUGCUCAUCCAGUGGCAAGACGACCCUUGCCCGCCUGCUGCGGGACAUCUUCCCCCACACCUUCAUCCUGCACGAGGAUGACUUCUACCGCCCGGAGGAGCAACUUCCCUCCAGAGAUGGGCUCCUGGAUUGGGACUGUGCCGAGGCCCUCGACAUCCCUGCCAUGGCUGAGUCCCUCGCUUACAUCCGCGCACACGCAGCGUUCCCCCCCACCCUCGACUCCAAGGAGGACCAGAACUCUGUGGGGAGGUGUCCCGUUGCGGACUCAACCGUCCAGGCGCAAAAGGCCAAGGUCGCCGCUGCCAUCCCCCCCGACCACCCCCUGCGCUCUACCCUCCGCUUGUGCCUCUUCGAUGGCUUCCUGCUCUACUCGCCUGCCGUGGCCGCUAUCCAGCCCAGCCUCGACAUCAAGCUGUUCUUGCGAGCCUCGUACACAAAGGCCAAGGCCCGCCGCGAGGCUCGCGACGGCUACGCGACCAUCGAGGGCUUCUGGGCCGACCCGCCCGGGUACGUCGACAUGAUCGUCUGGCCGAAUUAUGUCAAGGAGCAUGCGUGGAUGUUUGAGGGCGGCGAUGUCGAAGGCAAGUUCAACGAGGAUGUGCUAGACAAGGAGGGCAUCAAGGUGCAGAAAGAGGCGGACAUUGACGGAGACAUCAGCAAGACGCUUGAAUGGACUGUAGAUACCAUCCUCGAGGAGUUGAAGCAUCGCGUAUAGAUCUGAUAUCGAUAUCCUGAGA
Molecule: messenger RNA, 881 nt
Organism: Ilyonectria robusta
Lineage: Eukaryota; Fungi; Ascomycota; Sordariomycetes; Hypocreales; Nectriaceae
Product: P-loop containing nucleoside triphosphate hydrolase protein
Exons: 3
Coding region: 107-859 (250 amino acids)
Cellular component (GO): cytoplasm
Source: RefSeq, a predicted model, not a curated record